Haliotis rufescens (red abalone) is the source of this 2318-nucleotide messenger RNA. Its product is annotated as heterogeneous nuclear ribonucleoprotein H2-like. Lineage: Eukaryota; Metazoa; Mollusca; Gastropoda; Lepetellida; Haliotidae. The record is from RefSeq and is a predicted model, not a curated record. Gene Ontology annotation, molecular function: RNA binding. Gene Ontology annotation, cellular component: nucleoplasm; ribonucleoprotein complex. The transcript is spliced from 11 exons. The coding region runs from base 141 to 1706 and encodes 521 amino acids. Gene Ontology annotation, biological process: regulation of RNA splicing.
AAAAUAGAAAAAGUAAAAUGAAAACGUAAUGCAGUUCGGCCACUUCCGGCAAGCACAUGCGGGAGAACGCGGCGUAGCCAUAUUGGAAAGUUCGACAUUUUCAGACGAAAGCAGCAAGACUUAAAUAUCACAUUGCCGGCAUGGGUUCUCACGAGGAUGACGGCUUUGUUGUAAGGCUUCGCGGUUUGCCAUGGGCAGCUACACCUGAGGAAGUAGUCCGAUUUUUUGCAGGAGAAGAAAACUCGGACAUUAAAGUUGAUCCUGAGAGCUGUGGAAUACGCAAUGUCCACUUUACAUUUUCUCGUGAGGGACGUCCUAGUGGAGAAGCAUUUGUAGAGUUUAUGAAUGAUGAGGAUGUAGAGCAGGCAGUCAAGAAGAAUAAUGAACAUAUGGGACAGAGAUAUAUCGAAGUAUUCCGGUCCAAAAAGAGUGAGAUGGACUGGGUGAUCAAACGUGCAGGGCCCAACCAGCAGGCGCCAACCGAGGCCGUAGUCAGGCUUCGGGGCCUCCCAUUUGGCUGCUCCAAAGAAGAAAUUGCUCAAUUUUUCACAGGGUUGGAGAUUGUACCCAAUGGGAUUAUGCUACCUGAGGAUCGACAGGGGCGCAGCACGGGGGAGGCGUAUGUCCAGUUUGCAUCCCAAGACAUAGCAGAAAAAGCCCUGGGUAAACACAAGGAAAGGAUAGGGCACAGGUACAUAGAGAUCUUCAAAAGCAGUAUGGGCGAGGCCUACAAUGCCAUGGGCCAGCAACGGAUGAGGCCUAUGAUGGGUGGGUCCAUGGGACGCCCAGGGCCCUAUGAUCGAAAUGACCGCUUCGGUGGGAUGGGCAUGGGCAACAUGGGAGGAGGAGGAGGUGGUGGUGGAGGAGGAGGAGGCGGCGGCGGCGGUGGCGGCGGCAUGGGAAUGGGAGGAUACGGCCGUGGGCGUGGUGGCAGAAAUGUGAAAGGUUACUUUGAAGAUGACUUUGAUGAUUACAGUGGAGGGUAUGGAGGUGGUAUGGGAUUUGGGGGUGGCAACCGUCGAGGUGGUGGAGGAGGUGGCGGCGGCGGAGCUGGUGUUGGCGGUGGAAUGAGAGGCAACAAUCAGCGUGGCCGGAUGAACAUGGACCGGCCCCGCGGAGCCACUCCUGGCAGUCAUUACAUUAGCGACACAGGACAUUCUGUACACAUGCGAGGCCUUCCAUUCCAGGCCAUUGAACAGGAUGUGUAUGAUUUCUUCAGCCCAAUACGCCCUGUGAAAGUUGAAUUUGAAUAUGCCCCAAAUGGUCGACCAACUGGCGAGGCAAAUGUUGACUUUGGCUCUCAUCAAGAAGCUGUUGAGGCUAUGAAGAAACACAAGUCAAAUAUGCAGCACCGCUACAUUGAACUGUUCCUCAACUCAGCUCCAGCUGAACGCGGCGGAGGUGGAGGUGGAUUUGGCUCAGGGCAGAUGGGUGGAAGUGGUUUUGGUGGGGGUGGCAGCAUGGGCAGUGGCUUUGGCAACUCCGGAGGAUAUGGUGGGGGUGGUGGUAACUACGGAAGCAAUGGUAACAACUUCGGAGGAGGAGGAGGCGGCGGCGGCGGCGGCGGAGGUGGUUAUCAAGGCAACAUGAAUAAUUACAUGGGAGGUGGCGGCGGGGGAGGAGGCAGCGGUGGUGGCUAUGGCAACAACAUGGGCGGCAUGAACAAUAAUGUAAUGGGAGGAAAUCCAAACUACACAGCAUUCUGAAGUGAACAGCUGCUUAUUGUGAAAAGUUUUAAUUGUGACAUGGACACAACCUUAGCAUAAACACCGCAAGCAGAUUUACAACACUUGACUCGGUCAAGUAAUAGAUGCAUUGCCUCUGAUCAUGGAUCCAGCUUCCCCCUGGCAUCAGUCAAUGCUUAUUCCAUGUCUGUGGGAAGAAUGAUGGGAACAUUGUCUUCACUAAGUGUUUGUCAUGACAUCACCUUUUCUACAUUAUACUUUUAUGGGACACUUCCAUGGCUUCAUAUGGUAUUUCAGCCCUGUAACCGACUGGCUUGACAUCGUUUAUGAAUUUCAUACAUGGUUUACUUUUAUGUGUACAUAUUAUAAGGAAGCUUUCUUAAAUUGUACGGAAUAUGAAAACAUUUUAGGCCAGUCAACUUGAGAGUAUGAUCAUGUGUUGGGGAAACUACUAUGUUGCAGGAAUUCUAAGUGUUUUAUCUACUUAAAGUAUUGCUUGCACACAUUAACUUGUGUAUUUUGUAUUAUGGACUCUCGACCAUGAAGAACUAACGCAUCAGUGUAUAUUGACCAUGUCGCAUCACUUGCUGUACAUCAGAUAAACUGUAUCUCAGUAAAAACCUCUUUAUGUAA